GUAACAAAUCUCCACCAUGGCAACUCCACCAUCAAUCCCACCAUCUCUCAAGCCGGUACAGACUCGGUCCCAGUCACCAUCGACCUUUCCAUCACCCCCAACCACUCCAUCUGGAAAGGUGAACCCAAUGUCCCCGGUCCGGCCUACUAUCUCCCUCCAUCAACCAAAUAGCAAGAAAGGUUCAUCAAAGCACAAUAAGAUCUUUCGUCGUGUCCGUGCUGUUUUCCGGUCAUUCCCUAUCAUUGCUCCAGCAUGCAAGAUUCCUGUCUCACUCCACGGAAACCGCCUCCAUGAUGGGCACGUUCAUGGUGGGACCCGCAUGACCGGAACCCUAUUUGGGCACCGGAAAGCUAGGAUAAACCUUGCCAUCCAAGAAAGCCCCGGAUCCCUACCUGUUUUAUUGCUUGAACUCACAAUCCCCACGGGAAAACUCCUUCAAGAUAUGGGAGUGGGACUUGUUAGGAUUGCCUUGGAAUGUGAAAAGAAGCCACAUGAAAAGACCAAGAUUGAAGAUGAACCGAUAUGGACAAUGUUUUGUAAUGGCAGAAAGUCAGGUUAUGCGGUCAAGAGGGAGCCAACUGACGAGGAUUUGAAUGUGAUGCAAAUCUUGCACGUGGUUUCUAUGGGGGCUGGUGUAAUACCUACAGGAGAUGGAGCCGAUCAGCCUGCAGAUGGAGAAUUAACGUACAUGCGGGCAUUCUUUGAACGUGUGGCGGGGUCUAAAGACUCAGAGACCUAUUAUAUGUUGAAUCCUGAUGGAAACAAUGGACCAGAACUAAGCUUAUUCUUUGUCAGGAUUUGAUAAUUAAAAAAGGUAGUGCAAUCAUCAAUGUUUGUGGAAAUUCUAAUCAUUGAGAUCAAUAUACGUUCUCCUGCUGGUGAAGGUUUGGAUAUAGAAUUGAUCUCUUGGUGCGCAUUAAUUAAUUCUCUAGUGAGGGUUCUGGGAGAAGUUAAUUUGAAAGCAGAAUCAAGGGCAAAACAAAGUCUCCAGCUACUUGUUUGGAGGGUGACCUGGUUAAUUUCUGCUGGAGAGGAAGGGGGACAAUUUGUUUAAUUUGGAUGAUUAUUUUUAGGGACAUUUUUCCUUUUCUGGUUACGUUACUUUUAGGGACAUUAGGGUGCAGGGAAUCCAAGUCCCAGCAGAGAUCUCUUGUCUUUCAUCAAGGUGUCCUUUGAGAAAGAAAGAAGAUGCAGAGACAACCAUGUAAAAUCUGAUUGUAAGACACCGUUAUGCCAUGAGAGUAAAUGUAAAUUAUAUAAGAAGGGAUCGAGAUAAGUACAGAGUAGUCCUGUCAACUGUGAGUGUUAAAAUUUCCUAGCUUGUUCUUGCUGGGACUAUGGGUUGAUGGGGGCAUGCAUGUUUCAAAGUAACUUCGGGUAGACAUGACCUUAAUUUUCUGAUUUGUAUCAAUUUAUAAAGAUGAGUUGGAGUUCAAUUCUGCGUUUA
Molecule: messenger RNA, 1447 nt
Organism: Populus nigra (black poplar)
Lineage: Eukaryota; Viridiplantae; Streptophyta; Magnoliopsida; Malpighiales; Salicaceae
Product: protein MIZU-KUSSEI 1-like
Exons: 1
Coding region: 17-802 (261 amino acids)
Biological process (GO): hydrotropism
Source: RefSeq, a predicted model, not a curated record